Staurois parvus is the source of this 372-nucleotide messenger RNA. Lineage: Eukaryota; Metazoa; Chordata; Amphibia; Anura; Ranidae. The record is from the annotation of a GenBank genome assembly.
CUUCAGUCUUGCACAGGUGUACCGGCUCCUCCCCUUCAGUCUUGCACAGGUGUACCGGCUCCUCCCCUUCAGUCUUGCACAGGUGUACCGGCUCCUCCCCUCCAGUCUUGCACAGGUGUACCGGCUCCUCCCCUCCAGUCUUGCACAGGUGGACCGGCUCCUCCCCUUCAGUCUUGCACAGCUGUACCGGCUCCUCCCCUUCAGUCUUGCACAGUUGUACUGGCUCCUCCCCUUCACCUGACUGCCCCUGGUCCCGCCCCUUUCAUUCAAUGGAUAUCAGUUCUUCCAAUCAUGGAGGGUCAUCGUCCCUUGUGGGCGUUACCCAGGGUGAUAUACACUCGUCCCCGUAACACCUCCCAAGAGCCAGCCCAC